Eutrema salsugineum is the source of this 414-nucleotide messenger RNA. RefSeq names its product anaphase-promoting complex subunit 13. Gene Ontology annotation, biological process: protein K11-linked ubiquitination. Gene Ontology annotation, cellular component: anaphase-promoting complex. NCBI's taxonomy places the organism in Eukaryota, Viridiplantae, Streptophyta, Magnoliopsida, Brassicales, Brassicaceae. The record is from RefSeq and is a predicted model, not a curated record. Bases 76 to 267 code for a protein of 63 amino acids. The transcript has 4 exons.
AAUAACAGUGUGCUCUGCUGCUUUUCUCUGGAUUUUCUCGUUCCAUCGUCUCAUCCAGUAACCUGAGGGAUUCAAAUGGCAGAAGUAAGUCUUGGUAUGCUUAUAGACAUUGUGGACGAGGAGUGGAUGAGGGACACUCUGCCUGAUGAUGAUCUCCCAUUGCCUCCAGUGCUUGCUGUUAGGACUGAUGAUACUGAAGAAACCAAUCAGGAAACUCAGCAAGCAGAUGGAGAAACUUGGCGUGACCUUGCACUGGAUACACAGUAAAAGCCUCCAAGUAGAGUUGAAGCUUUUAUAAAACUUCUAGCCUUGUAGCUUUGUAUGAAGACAAUCAUUGCUUCACUUCUAUCUAUAAUUAAAACUCUCUUGCUUUUCUUUUUGUUGGAUGGAAUAAAUUUGCCUAUUGUUGAUCAU